Molecule: messenger RNA, 1421 nt
Organism: Sphaerodactylus townsendi
Lineage: Eukaryota; Metazoa; Chordata; Lepidosauria; Squamata; Sphaerodactylidae
Product: oocyte zinc finger protein XlCOF20-like
Exons: 7
Coding region: 45-1421 (458 amino acids)
Biological process (GO): regulation of transcription by RNA polymerase II
Molecular function (GO): RNA polymerase II cis-regulatory region sequence-specific DNA binding; DNA-binding transcription factor activity, RNA polymerase II-specific
Source: RefSeq, a predicted model, not a curated record
CAGGGAGUGAACAGACACUGUUGAUCUUUUCUCUUUGCGGAGGCAUGAAAACAGCUGCUGCACCUGCGGUCCAGCCUCAGGUUUCCUUUGGGGAGGUGGCCGUGUAUUUCACGGAGGCAGAGUGGGCACUGCUGGAUCCAGACCAAAGAGCUCUCUAUGAGGAUGUCAUGCUGGAGAACUAUGGGAACGUGGCCUGUCUGGCUGCAGACAUAGAGGAGACAGCUGGGGGAUUUCAGCAGUUCUCUGUGGAAAAAGCCAAGGAUGAAGACUCCAAAGGAAACUUCGGGGAUGGAGAUGGACCACAGAGACAGGAGGGAAGCCUUGCAGACAACAGAAGGGAUAAGCCCGUUCUGUCCCAUGGAGGAGGCUUCUAUGAAAUCCCAGUUGAAGAAGAAACAUCAAGCAAAACAAGAAGGAACAAAGACCUCCAUUCUAACCAGAGAAUCCACUCCAGGGAAAAUAAAAAUGAAAGUUUGGCGUUUGGAAAGAUCUUCAGGGAGAAUAUCAGUCUUAUUUCCAAGGAGCAAAUUCCCUCAGCAGAGAAACCAUAUGAUUGCAUGAAGGGUGGAAGGACCUUCAGUCGGGAAUUAGCACUCGCUUCUCAUCAAAGAAUUCACUCAGCAGGGGACAAGCAGUGGAAUGAGGGGAAUGAGGAACUACAUCAGCUAUUGCCAGGAAACUGGAAGGACGAAUAUUUGAAAGGCAGCAUUAGGAAUCAAGGCAGAACAAAGAGGCAGAAAGGAAGUCACAUGGUCGAGAUGAGCACUCUUCAAGGGCAUCAAAGAACUCACACAGGGGACAAACCUUUUGAAUGCUCAGAGUGUGGAAAAAAUUUCAGUCAGAGUAGCACCCUUAAAAAGCAUGAAAGAACUCACACAGGAGAGAUGCCUUUUGAAUGCUCAGAGCAUGGAAAGAGAUUCAGUCGGAGUAGCCAUCUUCAAGUCCAUCAAGGCACUCACACAGGGGAGAGACCUUUUGAAUGCUCAGAGUGUGGAAAGAGAUUCAGUCACAGUAGCACUCUUCAAGUUCAUCGAAGAACUCACACAGGAGAGAGACCUUUUGAAUGCUCAGAGUGUGGAAAGAGAUUUAGUCAGAGUAGCACUCUUAAAAAGCAUGAAAGAACUCACGCAAAAGAGUGGCCUUUUGAAUGCUCAGAGUGUGGAAAGAGAUUUUGUCAGAGUAGCUCUCUUAAAGUGCAUGAAAGGAGUCACACAAAAGAGAGGAGUCUCUUGCAGCCCUUGAACGCGCAGCUGUUAAAAAGUUUCUUGCAACCCUUGAAUGCACAGCUGUGCAAAGAGGCCGAAUUAUUCUGGGGCAAUGUCUUUGCAAACGAGUUGCAUUCAGAGGGGACGGAGUCUGCAGAGGGGCCCCCCUUCCUUCACUCCGGUGGGCAAAGCCCCGAGCAGAGAGCAAAGAGCUGA